AACCUGGGAGUGUCAAUGCAGAAGCUCUUCAGUACUCGGCAACAGCUGCAAGCAGUCGCCCUUAACUUCAUGCGGAGCCGCUUGUCCGAGGGACUCGCAAUUCUGCUGUCAGCAUUAAACAUGGCCAAAGUGAACGGCGGUUCCUCCGGUUGUCGGGCCGUGGUGAUGGCAGGAAAGUACCUGUCGAGCCCGUCAGCCCCGGCACUGAACCGGAGUUCCAGCCUGCACCAGCGGAAGACGGUGGACAUGCAGCGGCGGCGCGCUAUGAGCUCUGACGCGGCGAGCACGGUAGGAAAAACCGCGGCUUUGGCCCAGCAGGAGAACCCGGUGUACCUCUCCGCCGCAAACCGACAGGUUCGGGCCAACCGGCAUCUGAUUUACCGUGACGUAAAGGCCUUUCUGAAUGAAGUCGGCGGAGAUCCCAGGGAGGCUCGGUACUGGCUGACCCAGUUCCAGAGAGCAACUAAGGCCCAGUCUCCUGCUUUUGCUGUAAUGGAGGUGGACAGCUCAGUGUUUGACAGCAGGGAAAUGGUUCAGGACCUGGCCUUUGGGCUCUCCUUCCUUCAGCGAAUGGACAUGAAGCCUGUUGUUGUGAUGGGUCGGUCUGAUUACGAGGAGAUGGGUCACAUGAAACCGGUGGCUGGAUCUAGUUUAACCCAAGAGUUUGUAAAAUGGAGCCAACAGCUUACAGAAGCCCUGCAGCAGCACUCAGCUUCUGUCCUGCCACUCUUCUCCGCUGAGUCCUUCCUGUUACUGCAUGAAGCCCCACGUGGAAGCAGUGCUGCGUCCUCUGUUGCCGUGGACACCAGCCUCCUACAGUGGAGUCUUGACUGCGGGACAAUCCCUUUGGUUUGUCCGGUCGGAAGGGACGGGCGAGGUUGCUCGAUAAUGUUGGACCCAACCGAGGUGACGGCCGCUAUCUCUCGAGCCUUGCAACCCCACAAGGUCAUGUUCCUGAACAACUCAGGAGGCCUCUGCAGCCAACAACAAAAGGUGUUGGAAACAGUAUCAUUCCCCAGUGACCUACCCAGUCUGUCCACAGCCGUGUGGCUGAGUGCUGCAGAAAAGCGCAAAGUGUCCACCAUAGCCAGACUCCUGAAUCAGCUGCCGACCGAGUCGUCUGCUGUGAUCACCUCCGCAGACACUCUGCUGAGCGAGCUGUUCAGCCACAGAGGGUCUGGGACUCUCUUUAAAAACGGAGACCCCAUACAUAGGUACACCUCUCUGGACGGGAUCGAUCAAGAGCGGCUGUUGGCUCUCAUCAACAUGUCGUUUGAUAAAACUUUGAGGGAAGACUACAUUGACUCUCUGAAAGGAAGACUCUACUCCAUCUAUCUUUCUGAAGGGUACAGCGCGGCAGCCAUCAUCACCAUGGAGCCGGUGAACAGAGGCACUCCCUAUCUGGAUAAAUUUGUUGUGAGCAGUAGUAAGCAGGGUCAGGGCACCAGCCAAAUCCUGUGGGAAUGUAUCAGACAGGACCUGGGCAAACUGUUCUGGAGGUCCAGAGCCACCAACAAGAUAAAUCCCUGGUAUUUCAAACACUGUGAUGGCAGCUUCGUUAAUGGAGUGUGGACUGUCUUCUGGUUUGGUCUGACAGACAUCAGAGAUUCCUAUGAGCUGGUGGAGUACGCCAAGGCUGUCCCUGACUCUUUCUAUGCCUCUUCACUGACGCCCUCUCUGCAGCCCCCUGUUCCUACCUCAGCAUCCUAACCUUACUCCUGCUGGAACAUUUUUUUC
Molecule: messenger RNA, 1737 nt
Organism: Labrus bergylta (ballan wrasse)
Lineage: Eukaryota; Metazoa; Chordata; Actinopteri; Labriformes; Labridae
Gene: nags
Product: N-acetylglutamate synthase
Biological process (GO): L-arginine biosynthetic process; glutamate metabolic process
Cellular component (GO): mitochondrial matrix
Molecular function (GO): L-glutamate N-acetyltransferase activity, acting on acetyl-CoA as donor
Source: RefSeq, a predicted model, not a curated record